AUGGCCAUGAAGUUGAUGAACAUCUUCGUUACACUCGUAGCAAUGAUAGCCAUUGUUGCAGCUGCAAAUUUGGAUGAUGAUUACAACGAGGACGUGGAAAUGCAGAGUACUGAAGCAACAUUGCCUGAAACACCAGACGAAGGAGAAGCAACUACUUCUUUAAGAGGAGUGAGCCGUUUUCUUUAUCAGAAGAAUGUGCAGCAGGCCGAUUAUACUUGCAACAAGUUUCCUAGGAUUUGUCGUUUGAGGAACAGUCCGCGGCCAGACUGCUGCAAGAAGAAAUGUGUUAACGUGAAGACGGAUCGAUACAACUGCGGGUUUUGCGGCUACAGAUGCAAGUACACUGAGAUUUGCUGCAGGGGAAAGUGCGUCAAUGCAUCUUUAGACAAGAGGCAUUGUGGUGCGUGCAAUCAGAAGUGCAAGAAGGGAGAGUACUGUGUUUAUGGGAUGUGCAAUUAG
Prunus mume (Japanese apricot) is the source of this 459-nucleotide messenger RNA. Lineage: Eukaryota; Viridiplantae; Streptophyta; Magnoliopsida; Rosales; Rosaceae. The record is from RefSeq and is a predicted model, not a curated record.